Messenger RNA from Penicillium lagena, 1221 nucleotides. Its product is annotated as major facilitator superfamily domain-containing protein. Gene Ontology annotation, cellular component: membrane. Bases 1 to 1221 code for a protein of 406 amino acids. Gene Ontology annotation, biological process: transmembrane transport. Gene Ontology annotation, molecular function: transmembrane transporter activity. The transcript is spliced from 2 exons. The record is from RefSeq and is a predicted model, not a curated record. Lineage: Eukaryota; Fungi; Ascomycota; Eurotiomycetes; Eurotiales; Aspergillaceae.
AUGUUUACGUACAUGCUGCAAAGCUACGACAAGGGGAUCAUGAGUGCCGCCACGCAGUUCAACUUCAACACCGACCUCGGCUUAUCUACUGUGAUUGGGCAUGAGACAAAUGGCACGCCGAUCACGGACAACCAACGGUACUCAAACGCUUCGAUGAUCUUCUACAUCGGGUAUCUGGUCGGCACCUAUCCAAUGGUGUACCUGUCGCAGCAUUUCCCUCCAUCGCGAGUCAUAUCACUGGCGACUUUUUUCUGGGGGAUUGUGGUCAUGGCCACUGCUGGUUGCACAAACUAUGCCGGCAUUAUGGUCAACCGCUUUGUGCUUGGCGUGCUCGAGUCCGCCGUCGCGCCUACCUUCACCGUGCUGGUGACUUUCUGGUGGAGGCGGGAUGAGCAGGCCUUGCGCACAGGACUGUGGUACUGCUGUGUCGGGGUUGCCACUAUGAUAUCGCCUCUUAUAAACUACGGACUCGGUCAGAUUCAUGGAUCGCUCGUCUCGUGGAAGCCAAUGUUCCUAAUCCUUGGGGCCGUCACAACUGCUUGGGCAGUGGUUCUCUUCUUCUGUCUGCCGAAUGAUCCUCUCACGACAAAAGGAUUGACCGAAUCUGAACGCAUAAUUGCCGUUCACCGACUGCAGGAAAAUCAGGCAGGCACUAUCAGCCAUUAUUUUGAUAAAGCCCAGUUUUUUGAAGCAUUUCGGGAUUACAAGACGUAUAGCUGCACGUUGAUUGUUCUCCUGACCGGCGUGCCUUCUGGCGCUAUUGGGACAUUUGGAACCAUUGUAAUUAACGGCUUCGGAUUCAGCCAUUUCGACUCGCUGGCUCUGACUUGUCCCAUCGGCGCUAUUACAGCGCUGGCUAUUUUGCUAGUUGCUUACGUGACUCGAAAAUGGAAGGGCACACGCUACCUCUCCAUCAUUAUCUGUGCGCUCAUCUCCAUUGCUGGCACUUUGAUCUGCUGGUUCGGACCACGCACCAAUAGAGGUCUGUUGUUUGCCGGCAUUUUCCUGAUUGCCGUCCAAGUUGCCUCCGGCGGGUUAGCUGUUUCGCUGGCCGCUUCCAACAUUGCCGGCCAUACCAUGGUCAUCAGCGCUGGGACUUGGAUUCUCCUGCGCAGGGAGAACGCAAAGAGAGAGAGGCGCUCCACUGGCGGGGAUCGUCUUCACUCGUUUGAGGAGAACUUGACGGACAUGCAGAAUCAGGACUUUCGAUACGUAUUGUAG